AUUGUUGAGUGGUUUGUCUAUUUGUGAUAAUUCUUAGGUUUGACUUUCUCGUGGAACUUUCUUAUCCGCCGAUCUGUCAAAAAAUGUAAAUGUAAGACUGUGAUUGAAGUUUGAGAUUUCUAACAUACGGUAAUGCAAUCGGUGCAAAUUAUCCGAUUAAGUCGGAAUAUUAGGCAGAUGUAGAAAACAAGAUUUUAAGCAUUAUUGGAAAUAUAUUUAUUUUUUAAAUGCCAUUAUGGCUCUACGCAAAGUAAAAGGAAAUUUUGAACGUAUGUUCGAUAAAAAUCUGACCGAUUUAGUACGUGGAAUUAGAAACAAUAAAGAAAAUGAGGCAAAAUAUAUUGCACAGUGUAUAGAAGAAAUUAAACAAGAAUUACGACAAGAUAAUGUUGCAGUGAAAGCAAAUGCUGUAGCAAAGCUAACAUAUCUUCAAAUGUUAGGCUAUGAUAUUAGUUGGGCUGGUUUCAAUAUAAUUGAAGUGAUGUCAUCUGCAAAAUUUACAUAUAAACGAAUUGGAUAUUUAGCGGCAAGUCAAAGUUUUCAUGCAGAUACAGAACUUUUGAUGUUAACUACAAAUAUGAUUCGUAAAGAUUUAAAUAGUCAAAAUCAGUAUGAUGCUGGUUUGGCUCUGAGUGGUCUCUCUUGUUUUAUAAGUUCAGAUCUUGCACGUGAUUUAGUUAAUGAUAUAAUGACAUUAUUAACAUCUACAAAACCAUAUUUACGUAAAAAAGCAGUGCUGAUGAUGUACAAAGUUUUCUUACGAUUUCCAGAAGCUUUAAGGCCUGCUUUUCCUAGAUUGAAAGAAAAAUUAGAAGAUCCAGAUAGUGGUGUACAAAGUGCUGCUGUUAAUGUAGUUUGUGAAUUAGCAAGAAAAAAUCCAAAAAACUAUUUAAGUUUAGCACCUGUUUUUUUCAAACUCAUGACAACAUCUACUAACAAUUGGAUGCUAAUAAAAAUUAUCAAACUGUUUGGCGCAUUGACACCACUAGAACCUAGGCUUGGCAAAAAAUUAAUAGAACCCCUUACAAAUUUGAUACACAGUACAUCUGCAAUGUCUCUACUAUAUGAAUGUAUAAAUACUGUAAUUGCUGUAUUAAUUUCAAUUUCGUCUGGUAUGCCAAAUCAUUCUGAUUCAAUACAGUUAUGUGUUCAAAAAUUGAGGAUAUUGAUAGAAGAUUCUGAUCAAAAUUUAAAAUAUUUGGGAUUGUUAGCAAUGUCAAAAAUUUUAAAAACUCAUCCAAAAAGUGUACAAGCUCAUAAAGAUCUUAUAAUGCAAUGCUUGGAUGAUAAAGAUGAAAGUAUAAGAUUGCGUGCCUUGGAUCUAUUAUAUGGAAUGGUUUCAAAGAAGAAUUUAAUGGAAAUUGUUAAAAAAUUAAUGGUUCAUAUGGAUAAAGCUGAAGGCACUGCUUAUAGAGAUGAAUUACUUUCAAAAAUUAUUCAGAUUUGUUCACAAAAUAAUUAUCAGUUUGUUACUUACUUUGAAUGGUACAUAUCUGUAUUGGUUGAACUUACAAGAAUGGAAGGUACCAAACAUGGACCAUUAGUAGCAACUCAAUUACUUGAUGUAGCAAUUCGUGUACAAGCUAUACGAAAAUAUGCAGUUCAACAAUGUGCCUUAUUGUUAGAAAAUUCAUAUCUUCUAACAGGUCAACCAAGAGCAACAAUGUCUGAAGUUUUAUAUGCUGCUGCAUGGAUUUGUGGGGAGUUUUCUAGUGAACUAGAAGAUCCUAUAGCAACAUUACAAUCAAUGUUACGAUCACAAGCUUCUAGUUUACCAGGGCAUAUUCAAGCUGUUUAUGUUCAUAAUAUUUUAAAACUUGCAACAGCAACAUUAUGUAAAGCUGAAAAAGAUAAAGAUAUAGAGAUUAUGGAACAGAUUUUUGCAUUAAAAGAUAAAAUAGCUGCUUUUGUGUGCAGUGGGGAUUUAGAAGUACAAGAAAGAUCUAGUUCUGCAUUAGUUUUACUUGAGUGUUUAAAAGAAAAUCCUGGUUUAGCACAAGAGUUAAUGGAAACAUUCGAAGGAGAACUUAAUCCUGUUGCUCCAAAAGCACAAAGAAAGGUACCAAUUCCUGAAGAUUUGGAUUUAGAUUCAUGGAUCAAUGAUCCACCGUCAGAAAGUUCAGAUUCAGAAGAUUUAGAUAUGAAUGAUAUUUUCAUUAAGACAGAGAAAAUUAAUGAUUCCUAUUCUAAACGUGAAUUUAAUGAACCAUCAGCCGAAGAACUUGAAAAACGCCGUGAAGCUAGAAAAUUGGAACAACAAAACAAUCCACAUUAUUUGAAAGGCACAUUUAAAAAUUCCACAUCAUAUCACAAUUCAUCAAAUAUUUAUGAGGAAUUUGAAAACAUUCCCGUAGCAGAGUUAGAUAUUCCAAUUUCUUUAAAAAUUACAAAUAAUCAUAAAAGAUAUAAAAUACAUGACAAAAAAAAGAAAAAAUCUAAGAAAAAUAAGAAACCUGCUUCGGAAGAAGAGCAUGAUGAUAUUUAUCCUAUUCAAGUAGUGAAUACUGGAAUAGGUGAAUUACCACCAGGUGCAGAAUUAAGUGACAGCGAUGAUUAUGAUCAAGUGGAUAUAAAUGAUCCACAUAGAGCUUUAAAUAUUAAUCUAGAUUUACCUUUGAGAGAUGAUGAAAGAUUACCUGUCUUAGAACAUAGAGUUAUUGAAAAUAAUUUGAAUCAAGAAAUUACUGAAUCUAAAGGAAAGAAAAAAGAAAAAGGACAUAAAAAAUCUAAAAAAAAGAUUAAAGAAGUUAAAGAUAAAUGCUAUGACAAUCAAUUAGAAUUUACUGAUAUGUGGUUGGAAAAUAAUACUUCUUCGGAAAAUAUUCAACCACCUGUUACUAAUGAGUAUUCUGAAGUUUUCAGUGAAAAAGAAUCGGAAUGGAAAGAUAUUAAACGUAAAAAAUCAAAAAGUCAAGAAAAGUAUAAAAAGACAGAUGAGAAUUCAAAACAUCGAAAAUCAAAGAAAUCUAAAAUUAAAAAAGAAUCUUCAAAAAAAUCUUCAGAUUAUGAAGAAACAGCUGGAAUCUCAACACCAUCUAAAGAAAUAUUACCAGAUUUAAGAUAUAAUUUUACAAAUUCUGAGGAUAAUACAAUUUUAGAACCACUUACUUCAUAUGAAGAAUUAGCUAAUAAUAAAAUACUAUCUAUAAUGUACAAAUUAAAACAAAUUCCUCAUGAAUCAAAUAAAUUAAUUGCAUCAAUACUCAUUACGAAUAAUUGUCAAAAGCCUGUAAAGGAAUUAGUUUUUGAUAUUCCAGAUACAUCAUCUUUGAGAUUAAUGAGAAAUACUGGAGAUGAAUUUGGUAUAAAACUGCCAUUCCAAUUGCCUCCACAAAUCACUAAAGAAACACAAUUUACUAUUUUAAUCUCAGAUGUAACAUUUGCUCAGAGGUUGAGAGGUACACUUACGUAUAUGUUAGAAAGUAAAGAAAGUACGUUGCAAGAAAAACUUGAUUUUACUAUACAUUUAACGUGCGGUAAAUUCAUGGUCGGCCACCUUUCACAUAAGGAUAUAUUAACAGAAUUACUUAAAAGUGGUCAACUUAUAUAUAAAGUUAAAAAAGAAAUUAUUCUUUCUCAAGAUUUUGAUGUUAUUUUAAAUUUAAUAUGUAAUAAGUGUAAUCUUACACUUGUGGAACAAAUCAAUGAUACUGCAUCUUUAUAUGGACAUUCUUUGAAGGGACAUCAUGUGUGCCUUUUAUUAAAAUGUAAUAAAUCAUCAAGAAAUUUGAUAAUUGAAGGUAAAGGUGACAAUAACACGUUAUUGUCAGGAAUUGGAGACGAAAUUUUAAGGAUCCUGACAUAAUAUAAAUUUAAAUUGAAAUUUUUCCGAAUUUUACGAGUCCUAUCUUUAUUCAUUACAGUCAUGCUCAUUGCAUAACUCAAUAGUAAAAUGAAAUUUUAAUAGUAUUCAUUAUAUAUAAAAUAAUGGCUAUGGAAAUCAUCUUUGCAAACUUAUCGAAUAUUUUCAGAAAAAAAUCUUAUCUAACUUUUUAAAUUUAAUUUAGGUAAACAAAUUUUAAGUAUAUGCAUGUAAACAAAAUACAUGUAUAUGUAUAAAUAUCACACAUAAUAUGUGUGAAAAAUAACGUUUCAAGAGAGGGAAAGAGAUUUAUUAUUGGGAAUUGAAGACAUCAGAAUGAAAGUAGUUUAUUUUAUUUAUGUGUAAUUUCAAUUUAUAAAUUAAAGUGCAAUAAUAAGAUAGUAGUGAUAAAAUUAAAUAUUUAUUUUAAUUAAUUUCAUCAUUUCUUAAGUAAUAAAAAGUUCUUUGUAUAAUUUACUAUAUGUAAAUAUUGUUAUUUAACAAUUUUUUAAAAAAAAUUGAUCUUGUUUUAUAUAAGUAUGAAUAAAACAUGUUUAUAUAAUUCAUAGUAUUGAAAUAUUAUAUUAUCUUGCCAAAGUAAAGCAUGAUAAAGUUAUUAUGUGAAAUAUUAUUUAUAAGAAUAUUCAUUUGUAAAAUAUUGUAAUGAAUUAUGAAAAUUAUACAUAUUUUUAAAAAUUAACUACUUAUACGCUGAUAUCUUCAAUUUUAUGUUAUUAAAAAUUAAUAUCAUUACAUUGUUGAACUUCUGAUUGAACUGUAAAAUACAUCAUGGAUACUCGCGACUCGUGUGAAUGUACAUCGAUGUUUCUCAGCGGAAUAUAUACUUUCUGCAUGUAAUGACUUUGUAAUAUCAAUAAUUUAAUACAUAUAAGAAUUUAUGAUAAGCAUAUAAAUACAGUAACACGUGGAACACCAAAUGUAAAUAGCUGAUACUUGUAUGCUGAUAAACAAUAUCUUUAUUUUAAAUAUCUUCCAAAAAUCAAUUUCAUUUAUAUGAAAAAAUGUUCUAUAAAAAAAUAAUUUAAUUGCAUUGCUCGUCAUUAACAUUCAAUGAUUUAUUUAUCAUUUAAAAUCAUAAAGAAUAAAUAAAUACUAAUGAAUCAUUGAAAACAUUAACGUUAAAUGCCAGUAAAUGAUUUAUAAAAAUUGAAAUUAAUCCUUCAGCAUUUAGACUCAAUGUAAACAAUGAGAAAUAGAAUUAUUACGUAUCAAUAAUAUAAAUAUUAAAAUUUUACUUCUAAACUUGUUGCUUUAAAUAUUCUUUCUUAUGUAAAUUUUUAAAUUACUUUUUUUAAAUUAAAUUUUUAAAUUACUUUUUAUUAUAACAUAUAAAAUCAUAAACUUUCAUGGAACAUAAAUUUUGUUAUUAAUGACAUUUACUGUGCCAAAAAAUGAUUAAUCAGUAACAACUUCGUCCUUGAAACAUAACAAUAUAAAGAUAUAUUUAAGCCAAAUAAUUUUUUGUUUCCUUUUUGCAUUUAUAUAUAAAUAAUAUUAAAUAUAUAACAUAUUGAUUUGAAAAAAUUAUUGAUAUCAUGUUUUACAUUAAUUAUAGUUUAUGUAUACUGAUGUUUAUAAUAUUCGUUUUUACGAAUAAUAAUCUGUUAAACUUAUUCAUAAAAA
Molecule: messenger RNA, 5446 nt
Organism: Apis cerana (Asiatic honeybee)
Lineage: Eukaryota; Metazoa; Arthropoda; Insecta; Hymenoptera; Apidae
Gene: garnet
Product: adaptor-related protein complex 3, delta 1 subunit-like garnet
Biological process (GO): synaptic vesicle budding from endosome; protein targeting to vacuole; Golgi to vacuole transport
Cellular component (GO): AP-3 adaptor complex; presynaptic endosome; endosome membrane
Source: RefSeq, a predicted model, not a curated record